AUGCACCUACAUAGCCCCUCUCUGAAUAUGGCUGAUGGAAGUUUCUCUCUUUCUGGGCAUUUGGUCAGGAGCCCAGGGGGAAACCCUUCCAGACUCCACAGCAUAGAGGCCAUCUUGGGAUUUUCCAAAGAUGACAACGUCCUAAGCUCAUUCCAGUCUGAAGUCAGUCUCAGGAGUACCAAGGAGGCAGAUAAGAGGACCCCUAGGCAUUGUCUCCAUAAAAUGUCAGACGAGAUCCAGCCCCGCCAGGAUCAUAUGGAAGACAGACAGGAUGAGGGUUACCCAGAUUCCUACUGUAGUAAGACUUCAAACGACUGCCCGAGCCCAGAUCUAUCCAAUAACAGUGACCAUAAGUUGUCAGAUGAUGAUCAGCCCAAGAAGAAGCACAGAAGGAACCGAACAACUUUUACAACCUACCAGCUGCAUGAGCUGGAGAGGGCGUUUGAGAAGUCCCACUACCCUGAUGUGUACAGCAGAGAGGAGCUGGCUAUGAAGGUCAACUUGCCUGAAGUCAGGGUGCAGGUUUGGUUUCAGAACAGAAGAGCAAAGUGGAGGAGGCAGGAAAAGUUGGAGGUGACUUCUAUGAAGUUGCAAGACUCCCCGAUGCUUUCCUUUAACCGUUCCCCCCAGCCACCAUCUAUGAGUACCAUUAGCAGCAGUCUCCCCCUGGACUCCUGGCUCACUCCACCAAUGUCUAACACAACGGCCUUGCAAAGUUUGCCUGGAUUUGUUACCUCCACACAGAGUAUUCCUGGCAGUUAUACCCCACCACCCUUCAUGAACAAUGCUCUGCAACCACUGGGAGCAAUGGGCCCACCACCCCCUUACCAAUGUGGGGCCAAUUUUGUGGACAAAUAUCCAAUGGAAGAAGUGGACCCUAGAAACACCAGUAUAGCGGCACUGAGAAUGAAAGCUAAGGAACACAUCCAAUCAAUCGGAAAGCCUUGGCAGACCCUCUGA
Messenger RNA from Bombina bombina (fire-bellied toad), 960 nucleotides. It is a transcript of the gene RAX, whose product is annotated as retina and anterior neural fold homeobox. Gene Ontology annotation, biological process: positive regulation of transcription by RNA polymerase II. The coding region runs from base 1 to 960 and encodes 319 amino acids. Gene Ontology annotation, molecular function: RNA polymerase II cis-regulatory region sequence-specific DNA binding; DNA-binding transcription factor activity, RNA polymerase II-specific. The record is from RefSeq and is a predicted model, not a curated record. Lineage: Eukaryota; Metazoa; Chordata; Amphibia; Anura; Bombinatoridae. The transcript has 3 exons.